Molecule: messenger RNA, 11418 nt
Organism: Callithrix jacchus (white-tufted-ear marmoset)
Lineage: Eukaryota; Metazoa; Chordata; Mammalia; Primates; Cebidae
Gene: TFCP2L1
Product: transcription factor CP2 like 1
Biological process (GO): regulation of transcription by RNA polymerase II
Cellular component (GO): nucleus
Molecular function (GO): DNA-binding transcription activator activity, RNA polymerase II-specific; RNA polymerase II cis-regulatory region sequence-specific DNA binding
Source: RefSeq, a predicted model, not a curated record
CCGCCCGCCCCGCGGGUUCCGAGUGCGGCUUUUGGGUGCAGGUGGGAGCUGAGCGCGGCCGGUGUCUGCGCUGGCUGCCGCGCCCCAGUGGGCGCGUGGGAGGUCCAGCCAUGCUUUUCUGGCACACGCAGCCCGAGCACUACAACCAACACAACUCCAGCAGCUACCUGCGUGAUGUGCUCGCUCUGCCCAUCUUCAAGCAGGAGGAGCCCCAGCUGUCCCCUGAGAAUGAGGCCCGCCUGCCACCCCUGCAGUAUGUGUUGUGUGCUGCCACGUCCCCAGCCGUGAAGCUGCAUGAAGAGACGCUGACCUACCUCAACCAAGGUCAGUCUUAUGAAAUCCGACUGCUGGAGAAUCGGAAGCUGGGAGACUUUCAAGAUCUGAACACCAAAUAUGUCAAGAGCAUCAUCCGCGUGGUCUUCCAUGACCGCAGGCUGCAGUACACGGAGCACCAGCAGCUGGAGGGCUGGCGGUGGAGCCGGCCUGGGGACCGGAUCCUGGACAUUGAUAUUCCACUGUCUGUUGGUAUCUUGGACCCCAGGGCCAGCCCGACCCAGCUGAAUGCCAUCGAGUUUUUGUGGGACCCUGCGAAGAGAGCUUCGGCAUUCAUUCAGGUGCACUGCAUAAGCACAGAAUUCACCCCCAGAAAGCACGGGGGCGAAAAGGGAGUGCCCUUUCGAGUGCAGAUUGACACGUUUAAGCAGAAUGAGAAUGGGGAGUACACCGAGCACCUGCACUCAGCCAGCUGCCAGAUCAAGGUGUUCAAGCCGAAGGGAGCCGAUCGGAAACAGAAGACUGACCGGGAGAAAAUGGAGAAAAGAACUGCCCAGGAGAAGGAGAAAUACCAGCCAUCCUAUGAAACCACCAUCCUCACAGAGUGCUCUCCGUGGCCCGAUGUGGCCUACCAGGUGAACAGCGCCCCGUCCCCAAGCUACAAUGGCUCUCCAAGCAGCUUUGGCCUUGGCGAAGGCAACACCUCUCCGACCCACCCAGUGGAGGCCCUGCCCGUGGGCAGUGAUCACCUGCUCCCAUCAGCCUCCAUCCAGGAUGCCCAGCAGUGGCUCCACCGUAACAGGUUCUCGCAGUUCUGCCGACUUUUUGCGAGCUUCUCAGGUGCUGACUUGCUGAAGAUGUCCCGUGAUGAUUUGGUCCAGAUCUGUGGUCCUGCAGAUGGGAUCCGACUCUUCAAUGCCAUCAAAGGCCGGAAUGUGAGGCCAAAGAUGACCAUUUAUGUCUGUCAGGAGCUGGAGCAGAACCGAGUGCCCCUGCAGCAGAAGCGGGAGGGCAGUGGAGACAGCAGCCUGUGUGUGUACCAUGCCAUCUUCCUGGAAGAGCUGACCACCUUGGAGCUGAUUGAGAAGAUCGCCAGCCUGUACAGCAUCUCCCCCCAGCACAUCCACCGAGUCUACCGGCAGGGCCCCACCGGCAUCCAUGUGGUGGUGAGCAACGAGAUGGUACAGAAUUUCCAAGAUGAAUCCUGUUUUGUACUCAGCACAAUUAAAGCCGAGAGCAAUGAUGGCUACCACAUCAUCCUGAAAUGUGGACUCUGAGCAGCACUGGGCCAUGUACCUGCCUCUAGCUCCCAGCCGCAUGGAUCCCUGUGGAUGUAGAAAUUGCCCCACUGUAAGCUGUGGCCUCGCCAGGCAAGCUGAGGCCAGGAGGGACCCUGCCCAGUCUGUGAAAGCUACGUAGCACCAACCAGCAGAAGCCCGUGGACACCAAGUACCAUGUGCAGAAAGCCAGUGGCUCCUCUCUCCCUUCCUCUUGGCCUCCAGAGUUGGAAUGGUUCCUUGUUCUUUUCUGUUGGUCCAACCCUAACGUUGUAAAAGGGAAAAAAGUAGAAACGUCUGCUCUGAAACCCCUUGACCCUUAGUUGGAAGCUUCUUGGGUGUUUUGGUGCCGCCUCUCUCGGUCCCUUCUGAGCACUCUCCUGCCUCGGAGAAAGCUCGGCUUCACCCUGGAAGCUGGUACCCUUACCUCCUCCUCUGGGAAUUGGCUGCAUGGCCAGCACUGCUGACUUGAUGGGAGCAGUUUGCGCUCCUGCCCCUGUCUUCACGUUCGCUUCCCUUCUCGGUGACCCUGGCGAGCUUCCGUCUUUCCUGUUCUUGGAUGAAUUGACGGGAGUGGGGCUGUUGUGUGCCUUCUACCUCUUUCUUCUCUACCUUGUUUCUAAGGAUCUGCUGCUGUGGAACCCAAAGAUGAGCUCCUAUCUCUGCAUCGGCGCUUUGGCGCGGUGGAUGCCACAAUGCACAUGUGCAUCUUUUCUCUGUUUUGUAUUUUUCUUUCCCCCACCGGAUCGCUGUUUAACAGCCUUUCUCGAAGAUGUUAGUUCUGAGGCCCUUUGUGGGGAGAUGGGGGGCGGUAAUAGAAAAGACUUGUAUUUCCUGGGCAAUCGUGGGUAAGGAGGAUUAGGAAGGAGCAUUCCAUUGUUAUCAUCAGCUGACCUUGACCACCACAAUACCAGGCCCUGUUGGAUGGACUUACAGAAAGUUAGAGAAAACGUUGGUGACCCACUGCUAAAUCUGCCACAGGAGCAUUGUAUUUUCUCUGGGCGCCCCUCACGUCAAUGUUUCUCUUGGUUUGUUUGUAAGGGGUAUGUUUAGGGUGUUUUGCCUGCAUCAGAAUGGGUGUGUCAUCGUUCCUAAUGGCCUAACUGCGGGGAAAUGUGAGUGUCAGUAACUGUGGUAGGUGCAGAAAUACGUCUGUCUUGCCUCUGGUUCCUGGGAUCCAGUUGUCUCUACUGGCUAGGGCUUCAGCUCUUUGUUAAUUUAGUUUCAUGGAGAACGCCAUGACCACCUGAAUGGGAUAUCAUAGCUUCUGAAUGGAGCUUCUGUGGAAUGAAGUGCUAGCCUGAAGGAUUAUCAGAAUAAAACAAGGUCUACAAUGGGUAGAGCUUGUUUUAUAGAUGAGGAAACCGAGGCUCAAAGGGGCAGAGUCACCUGCAUGGUAGCACAUAGUGAUAGGGUAGUGAUAUAAAUUUAUCAUAUAAACUAGGAUAUUUCAGCCCUAGGGGCCUUGUUAGUCAUUAUCUUGGGUAAUAGCCAUGGCAUUCCUACAGAACAGAGUGAAGACAGGCUCCCGAUUCCUCCUCCUUUUUUAGAGGGGAAGCGGGGAGUGGGUUAACUAAUAGCUUUAGGCUGACUUCAUUUUUGGACUCAGCCCACCCACACCCGGGUGAAUUAAAAAAAAAAAACUGACAGCUUUAUGAAGACGUAAUUCACAUGUCAUGCAGUUUACCCAUUUCUAGUGUCCAAUUCUGUCGUUUUUAGUAAAUUCACAGACCCACAAUCAGUUCACAGAAUUACAGUCAAUGUUGGAACAUUUUCGUCACCCCCAGUAGAAACCCCGUACCAUUUGUCACUCCCCUGCUUUCCCGACUCUUGCAGUCCAGGGCGGCCGUGAAUCUACUCUCUGUGUAAGAUUGACCUACUCUGGACAUUUCAUAUGUCUGGAAUCAUGUGAUACGGUCUUUGGUGACUGGCUUCUUCCACUGAAAUGUUUUCUAAGGCCAUCCAAGUUCAGCAUGGAUCAGUACUUCAUUACUUUUUCUUUUCUUUUUUUUUUUUUAAAUUGCACUUUAGGUUCUGGGGCACAUGUGCAGAACAUGCAGGAUUGUUGCAUAGGUACACACAUGGCAAUGUGGUUUGCUGCCUCCAUGCCCCCGUCACCUACGUCUGGCAUUUCUCCCCAUGUUAUCCCUCCCCAACCUCCCCACUACCACACUGUCUCUCCUUUGGUCCCCACCCACAGACCCCAGUGUAUGAUGCUCCCCUCCCUGUGACAAUGUGUUCUCAUUGUCCAAUACCCGCCUAUGAAUGAGAACAUGCAGUGUUUGAUUUUCUGUUCUUGUGUCAGUUUGCUGAGAAUGAUGGUUUCUAGAUUCAUCCAUGUCCCUACAAAGGACAUGAACUCAUCAUUUUUUAUGGCUGCAUAGUAUUCCAUUUUAUAUAUGUGCCGUAUGUUCUUUGUCCAGUCUAUCAUCGAUGGGUAUUUGGGUUGGUUCCAGGUCUUUGCUAUUGUAAACAGUGCCGCUAUGAACAUACAUGUGCAUGUGUCUUUAUAAUAGAACAAUUUAUAAUCCUUUGGAUAUAUACCCAGUAAUGGGAUUGUUGGGUCAAAUGGAAUUUCUGUUUCUAGGUCCUUGGGGAAUCACCACACUGUCUUCCACAUGGUUGAACUAAUUUACACUCCCACCAACAGUGUAAAAGUGUUCCUAUUUCUCCACAUCCUUUCCAGCAUCUGUUGUCUCCAGAUUUUUUAAUGAUCGCCAUUCUAACUGGCGUGAGAUGGUAUCUCAAUGUGGUUUUGAUUUGCAUUUCUCUAAUAUUCAGUGAUGAUGAGCAUUUUUUCAUAUGUUUGUUGGCCUCAUAUAUGUCUUCUUUUGAAAAGUGUCUGUUCAUGUCCUUCACUCACUUUUGAAUGGGUUUGUUUGUUUUUUUCUUGUAAAUCUGUUUUAGUUCUUUGUAUAUUCUGGAUAUUAGCACUUUGUCAGAUGGGUAAAUUGCAAAAAUUUUUUCCCAUUCUGUUGGUUGCCAGUUCACUCUAAAUGAUUGUUUCUUUUGUUGUGCAGAAGUUCUGGAGUUUAAUUAGGUCACAUUUGUCUAUUCUGGCUUUUGUUGCCAAUGCUUUUGGUGUUUUGGUCAUGAAAUCCUUGCCUACUCCUAUGUCCUGAAUGGUUUUGCCUAGGCUUUCUUCUAGGGUUUUUAUGGUAUUAGGUCUUAUGUUUAAGUCUUUAAUUCAUCUGGAGUUAAUUUUAGUGUAAGGUGUCAGGAAGAGGUCCAGUUUCUGCUUUCUGCACACUGCUAGCCAGUCUUCCCAAUACCAUUUGUUAAACAGGGAAUCCUUUCCCCAUUGCUGGUUUUUGUCAGGUUUGUCAAAGAUCAGAUGGUUGUAGAUGUGUGGCAUUGCCUCUGAGGCCUCUGUUCUGUUCCAUUGGUCUAUAUCUCUGUUUUGGUACCAGUACCAUGCUGUUUUGAUUACUGUAGCCUUGUAGUAUAGUUUGAAACCAGGUAGCAUGAUUCCUCUUGGCUUUGUUCUUUUUGCUUAGGAUUGUCUUGGCUAUGCGGGUUCUCUUUUGGUUUCAUAUGAAGUUUAAGGUGGUUACUUCAUUCCUUUUUAUUGCUGAAUAAUAUUUUUUUCUUUUUUUUCUGCUGAAUAAUAUUAAAUUGUAUAGAUAGACCACAUUGUUUAUUGAUUCAUCCAUUGAUGGACAUUUGUGUGUUUUUACUUUUUGGCUACUCUUAAUGAUGCUGCUAUGAACAUAUUUGUACAAGAGCGUGUGUGGACAUAUGUUAUCAUUUCUUUGGGAAUAUACACAGGAGUGGAAUUGCUAGGUCAUACAGUAACUCCAUGUUUAGCUUUUUGAGGAACUUCCAGAUGGUUUUCUACAGCAACUGAACCAUUUUACAUUCCCACCAGCAAUGUAUUCAGGUUUCAGCUUCUCAACAUCCUUGUCAACACUUGCUAUUAUCUGUCUUUUUGAUUAUAGCAUCUUAAUGAGUGUGAGGUGCUAUCUUGUUGAGGUUUUGAUUUGCAUUUCCCUGACGGCUGCUGAUGUUGAGCAUCUUUACCUGUGCUUAUGGGCCAUGUGUAUAUCUUUGGAGAAAGGUCUGGCCAGAUCCUUUGCCUAGUUUUAAUUGGGUUGUCUUUUUUUUUUUAAGUUUUCUGUUUUCCUAACCACCAGACUACCAGGGAUGAGCUUUCUUUUUAUUGAGUUGUGUGAGCUAUUUGUAUAUUGUAGAGGCCAAUCUUUUAUUAGGUAUGUGAUUGGUAAAAUUGUUCUCCCAUUCUGUGGAUUGUUUUCACUUUCUUGGUAGUGUCCUUUGAAACACAAAACUUUUUUUUUUUUUUGAGACGGAGUUUCGCUCUUCUUGUUACCCAGACUGGAGUGCAAUGGCAUGAUCUUGGCUCACCGCAACCUCCACCUCCUGGGUUAAAGCAAUUCUCUUGCCUCAGCCUCCCGAGUAGCUGGGACUACAGGUGCGCACCACCAUGCCCAGCUAAUUUUUGUAUUUUUAGUAGAGACAGGGUUUCACCUUGUUGACCAGGAUGGUCUCGAUCUCUUGACUUCGUGAUCCACCCACCUCGGCCUCCCAAAGUGCUGGGAUUAUAGGCGUGAGCCACCGCGCCCGGCCCACAAAACUUUUUAAUAUAUUUUUUCUUUUUUCUUUAUCCACCAUCUGAAUUCCAAAACUUUUAAAUUUUGUUGUCUAAGAUACUUAUUUUUUUCUUUUGUCACUUGUGCUUUUGAUGCCAUAUCUAGAAAACCAUUGCCCAAUCCAAGGUCAAGAAGAUGAAUGCCUGUGUUUUCUUCUAAGAACUUUUAUAGUUUUAGUUCUCACAAUGGUCUUUGAUCCAUUUUGAGUGUAUUUUUAUACAUGAUGUGAAGCAGGGGUCCAGCUUCAUUCUCUUGCUUGUGGAUACCCAGUUGUCUCACUGCUUUAUUGAAAAGAAUAUCCUUUUUCCACGGAUUUGUCCUGGCACCCUAGCCAAAGGCCCCUGGUUCUUACUGCAUCUUGUUUCCUGGGACGUGGUGUUGUCAUUGGGAAGCUUACCGUUUUUUUCACUCAGUCCAUGUUUGGCUCCACCAUUUUUACAGCUGCCUUUCUAUUCUGUUCUUGCUGUCUCCCUCUUUACCUGACUCAGUGGUGCUAGGUCAUGUCACUCUUUGAUGCCCCACAAACUUUCUUGGUGCCUGUUCCAGCUCCACACGCUAGUUCUUGGGGGAAGGUCGAGACCGGUGAAUUCCUUUUAUGAGUCAUGAGGAAACUGAGCCAUCUAGAAGUGGAAUAAUGUGCUCAGGGUCACACAGCCCAUUAGUGGAAGGACCAGGACUAGACCUUUGGUCUUCUGAGGCCUAGCCCCUCAGGCUGUCUGUCUUCACUGUACCCAAGUGAUGUCACUACCAAGACCAAAUGAUGGUGGGUUAAAUUUUAAUUCUUAAAAGUAUAGGAGGCUAAUAUUUUACUUCUUAAUUCCAAAAGAGGAUCUAAUAAAAGUCUGUUGCCUUGUGUGCUAUUAGUAGAGGCUUCCAUUUUUCUGGCCUGCCCCCUGGCAUCUUCUCUCCUUACUUUCUCAUGAUUAUAGUUAAAGCUUAUAGCUUAUGAAAGAAUAGAAAAUAACGAAUACCAAACAAAAGUACACGUGGUUAUUUGGUACCAAAAUGUCUCAGGUGCCUGAUUCAGCAGCUCCUCCCUUCCACAGGGGUCAGAUGAGCUAAGGCUCCAGGUUUUAUUUUUCAUUUGAUUGACAUACAAAAAAGCCAUAGGCCUUCCCAACCUGUCCAGGGUCUUUCCUGUGAGCUCGGAGUCCAGAGGUCCUGGACUGUUGAGCAGGACAGCCCUUCCCAGGGCACUUCACCAACCUGUGGCUUCUGAACUGCAGCAGUUUUUUGUUGAUUUUUUUUCUUUUUCCUUUCUUGACGUACCCAAAAAUAAUGCUUUAUCAUGCAGCAGCUUUUUUAAAGUGAACCCCAGAGGGAAAUAAGACAGACACCUGUGCUCAGGCCGCCAUCUUGAACGGGAAGCCCAAAGCUGAGUUUUAACUCUUAGGUCAUCACAGUUUUUGCUGGGUAUCUGUUUGCAAGGUUGAGAUAAACCCUUUCCUGUUACCAGGUUGUCCCUUCACAAUGAAGGGGCAGAGGCUGUUGAAUGGGGGAAUAAUAGGAUUUGCUGGGAAAGGGGCAUGGUAUGCCUGUGGAAAGGACAGGAUGGGGUGGGGAGGUGAAGGCUUUGCCUUGGGGUCCUAAGCAAAGGUCAGGUGUUGUCGUAGUGACCUCUUGGCUAGGCAGCCAGGAUCCCCUUACACAGAGCUAUUAACCUAGAGAGGCUUUACCAGCCGCGGAUGGGAGCCAGCCAGGGCCACAAGUUUCCAAGUCCAGCGUUGCUUCAGGGGCUGAAGAUCUGAAAAUCAUUAACAAGCAAUGAAAUAAAUGGAAAAGCCUCUUAGGCUGUUGUCAGUGGAGCAGAGGGAGAAAGCCCCUAGGUGCUCAGAGGGGGUGGGAAACAGAGGAUGAUGGGCUGAGGUGGGGGAUUAGAUGUUGGCACUGCCUAGGGUUCAGGAGGAGGGACAGGGGACCAAGAAUCGGGGUCCUAGAUCCCAUACACUCACUCAGCAUGAGUCUCUUUGCCUCUCUGCGUCUCUGUCUCCUACUUUUACAAGUACAGGCCUGGCGAUCUCUGCAGACGGCACCGACCUGUCAUGAAAUGAAUCUGCGAGGCGCCAGGGCUCUCCCAUUUUUCCCUCCAUUAAAAUUGUACAAAAAGCUGGGAAUCGUGGCUCACUCCUCUCAUCCUAGCAUUUUUGGAGGCUGAGGUGGAGAAUCGCCUGACGCCACGAGUUCGAGACCAGCCAGGGCAAUAUAGCGAGACUCCAUUUUUUAAAAAGAAAAAAUCUUUAAAAAUUGCACAACAGGCAGGAGACCUUUCUGUGUGCCCGUCCUGGUGGUAGCCAGUGCCCGCAGUGCUCCUGCAGUGCACGGUGGCGUGCUUCUUGACAAGGGUCAGAUUAUCUCUGUCAUGUCCUUGGGAAUCAGCCCUAGUCCCUAACUGGACUGACUACUCCCUCAGCAAACUUACAGGGGCCCCCAGAUGUUCCUUGCCAGCUGGGGACCAGACACAGUCCACAGGCAUGGUCUGUGUCGUCGGUGCACAUGUGUGUGUUCGGUGUGUACCUGGCUUCCUUCCCUUGCUCUUGAAUUUGCCUGAGCACAGCCAGAGGCAGCUUCAGCUUGGCAGGGUGUAGAGAUGGCUGCUGUUCCCUUAGCAUUUGGGGGAAACAGCCUUUCCCGGUAGCCUGAUGAUUCCCUUUUGAUUUUGUGUGACCUCCUGGAGAGUGGAUGAAGUUGGUGGCCUUAGCUCUAGUGUAAGUGGCAGGCACUGGGCGAGGCCCCCAAGAGCAGGGCAAGCCCCUAGAGUGGGUCUUCCACAUGACUGGCUUCACACAGGCAUCUCCCCUCAGGCUGCCUGCUCUGUGUCAUGCUACCAGUCCAGGGCUGCAAGUAGGAAAUGUGUGUACCCGCUUCUGAUUGCCACCUCCUUCCCGUUGCCCCUUGGGGACAGGGUUUGAGGGCCACUGUGGUGCUGGUCAGGCACCCCAGGCCUCCUUCCUGGGACCUGCUCAGGGACACCCUGAGAGCUCCUGAAACCCCCACUUAGCUUCCAGGCCUUUCUGCAAAAGCUCCUCCUGGCUUUCCUCCCUUCCCCAAUCUCCAUGGGUCACAGCUAACAGAUCUGAGGGCAGCUGCUGUGCUGGUGGCCCAGGGCUGCACCUGCCAUCCCCAGCGCUGCCGGUUUAGUGCCUUCUAGAGGCAGUGUCCCUAGGCGGUAGCUGUGAGGCAUGGGUGUUCUGCUCUGGGCUGGGCAGCCAAUGGGAGGAGGUGAGGAGGUGUAGUCACUGCCUGGGCCCGGGCUGGCCAGCCCUGCAAUUGGGCAGCCAAACCACGUCCCUUAGCAAAGGGCCAGAGUGGGACCCUGUCCCAUGCCCUUCGUCCUGAGGAGCCCUGGGGUGGGCAGCAGGGGCAGGGAAAGUUUUCAGGCCUUCAUCAGAGAGAAAGAUGUCAUUAGCUCCACACCCCUCAUCCUGUGUCAGUACUUGUUAGCGUGUGACUGCCCUGGUCAGCCGGCACACUAUUGGUCCACCUGGCCCACUGCCUGGUUUUGCCAUCCAUUUAUGAUCAGAAAUGUUAUCUUUGAAACCAAUUAAGUGUUUUCUUCCCCAUCAAAAAAUAUUUCUCCUUAUUAGUAGACAUGUAUUUACCAAAAUACAUACUCAAUUAUUGUAUUUUGGAUUUUAUCAACUUAAAAAUUGUAGAAAUGUGUUUGCUCUUAUGCCAACAUAAUAUUGAUUUUGUGUCUUGGCUCUGAAAGCCCAAAACAUUUACCAUCUAGCCCUUUACAGAAAAAGUCUGUCGACUGCUGAGCCAGACCUCCAUCAUCUCUAUCCCCGCUGGAUUAGUUAAAGAAAGUCUCAGACAAUAAGGGCUUUGUAAAAAUAAUAAAAUGACUUGAUUUGAGCUUGGAAGCAGAGGAAGCAUUCAGAUGAGCAGUUUCUGUAUCAACCCUGCCUGUCGCAUGUCUCAUGUCCUGCGUGGCCAGGGAGCCCUUCUUGGAAGUUUCUGAUCCUCCAGCCGGCUCCUGCAGAAUCUGCCCUGCCACACGGUGGGAAUGUAGAGCCCUUUGCUUCCUUCUUUGCUGCCUGCUUCCUGUUCCUGGAGACCUGUCAGGCCUCUGGACUGCAUCCCCUGGCCAGGCCCCUAAGGGUUGAUAUGUGGGGAAGGCCUUUGAGCAGUGGGGGGUGGCAGUGGCCUCCUGACGGGCUCACACUCCUGUCCUGGGAGGGGCAGCCUGAUCUCACCUCCACCUAGUGCGUUGGUAACUGAGGACUUCUUGGCUUCUCUGGAGCCUGCAAACCUUCCCCCAUGUGUCCAGCUGAUCUUCCUACUACAAAGGGGACCGCUCACAGUAGCCUCAGCUUGGUGGUUUUGCAGGACAGCCAUCUAGGCCUGAGAUUUCUGCGUCUGGUGGAUGAAUAGCCUCAAAUGGAAGGAGUCCCACGGUAUGGGUCCGAGGUCCAGCUGUGGCCACCCAGCCAUCUGUGGCUUGCCCAGCCUCUGCAUCCCUGAUGUCUUCACUCCAGGGGCAGCCAGCAGCCCCUGGAAUCCCUUUCUCUGUAGUAACAGCAGCGAUAGCAGCUGGGGCUGACUGGCCUCUGCUAGUGGCCAGGCUUUGUGUUCUGUGCAUUUGUUCAGCUUCUCACUUGAUCCUCCCUAAGGCGAUGGGGAGGCCCCGAUAGCCCAGUUUUCCGGGUGAGGAAGUCAACAGGGAGGGUAGAUGGUGCCCAGGGUCCCACAGCUACUGAUGCCCUGAGCCAGGCUGAGCUUCCUGAAGUUCAGCCCGGAUCCCACAUUCAGACCUCUUGCUCUCAGAUAUGUGGGAUGAGCUCCUUUGUCCCAGUGCCGGCUCUGUCCUGAGGCCUCAUUGCUGGUCUGAGUGUGCUCUGCUGGGAAAAGCUUUGUGGGAGUUGCUUGGUUAACCACAGAAGAGAAAGGGCAUGUUUGGGGUGUUCCCCACAGCCCCCCUGUGCUGGUGGAAGCCUGGUUACUGUGUUUUCUAAUGUUCGUGUAUUUAAAGUGAUUUCUUUCUAAAGAUGUAACCUCCGCACCUUUCUCCUGAUUGGGUGACUCUUUUCUAAAGGUGGUGGGAGUAUCUGUCGGGGUGGUGUGGCCCUUGGGUGGGUCAGGUGGGUGUGAGGGGUCCUGGGGAGGUGGGCGUCCAGCUCAGAGUUGUCCUGCUGCCGUGUUUUUGUACCUGAAAUAAAGCAUAUUUUGCACUUGUUACUGUACCAUUGUGCAGACGAGAAGUCUGUAUGUGGGAUCUGUGCUUGGGUCAGAAUGCAAAUAAAACUCACAUUUGUAAGAAA